Molecule: messenger RNA, 1479 nt
Organism: Tetranychus urticae (two-spotted spider mite)
Lineage: Eukaryota; Metazoa; Arthropoda; Arachnida; Trombidiformes; Tetranychidae
Source: RefSeq, a predicted model, not a curated record
AGAAUCAAAACCUCAAGUUUUAUAUGUUAACUAUUUUUAAAAUAAACUGAUCUUGUAUUGUAAAUUUACUUUAAUGUUUGAUGAUUGCUGAUUAAAUAAUCUACUUUAAACAUGGUAAAACCUGACAUGAUUAAAACUUUCUGAUGAAAGUCUUUUCGUAUAUUAUUAGCUUGUGAAAGUGAGAAUCUUUAUUUUAAAAUCCUUAACCAUAAGCCUGACUUUGACUAAUAUUUUUGUCAAACCAUUCAAACUGUUUAAUCCUCUCAAAGUUCAGUUUGUCAAAGUAUUCAAUCUGUUCAACGUUUACAACCAUGGAGAGCUGCAAUCAAAGGGAUCGAAGCAGAAGAGAAACAAAUAGGAAACGUUGGAUUCCCUAGUGUGAACUGUUACAUCAUCUUUUGGUCUUUUGUUUUACAAGGUUAUUACAAGGCACCCGUUACAAAGUAGAUUGUAAUUCAAUAAUACGAUGAAUUCCCAGGAUGCCUCUCAAAGUGUGACUGAAUCAACUGCAAGUCGUCAUUUCAUUGAAGGAGUUAUUGGAUUUAUUGCUGGUUCAUUAGGAGGAUCAGCUAGUGUUUUUGUUGGCCAGCCUUUGGAUACUGUAAAAGUCAAAUUACAAACAUUCCCUCAUCUUUACAAUAACGGUUUACAAUGUUUCAAGAAAACACUAAAAAAUGAAGGUUUUUUUCGAGGUCUCUACGCCGGAACAUUCCCUGCUUUGGCAGCCAAUAUUGCUGAAAAUUCAGUUCUUUUCUGUGCUCAUGGUUUUUGUCAAAAAGGUGUUACAUAUUUGUCUGGAAAUGAAGGUGCACCAAAACCACUAGAAAACGCAAUUGCUGGAUUUUUCGCUGCUUUUUUCUCAUCAUUCACUCUCUGUCCGACUGAACUUAUAAAAUGUCGUUUACAAUCUUUAAAGGAAACUGGUCAAAGUGGUAAAGUCACUGCUUUCGGAAUGACUCGUCAAAUACUUAAAGAUGAAGGUCUAAUUGGGAUGUUCAGAGGUUUAACACCGACCUUCGCCCGAGAAAUGCCUGGUUAUUUCUUUUUCUUUGGUGGCUAUGAAUUUUCCAGGCAUUUGCUUACAGAUGGUAAACCAGAGACUGCAGGACUCCUAACAACAGUCACUGCUGGCGGAUUCGGUGGAUUAUGUCUUUGGACAUCAAUAUUUCCCUUUGAUGUUGCCAAAUCUCGCAUGCAGAUUGAACCUACCGACGAAUCGAUGUCCAAAGUCAUGAUAAGAAUUUAUCGCACAAAUGGAUUCAGAGCGUUAUAUAAAGGAUUAGGUCCAACAUUGCUCAGAACUUUCCCUGCUACAGGUGCUUUAUUCGUUGCUGUUGAAUAUUCAAAAAGCUUUAUGUCUUCCGGUGCUCAUAGUAUUGGAUGGUUAUAAUUUAUAACUUAUAAAUUAAUAUUCGUUAUAUACCAAGUUUACAUGUAAAGUUUGUUUUUAAUACAUGGUAUAAUUUCUUGGUGCACUCA